This is a messenger RNA of Tupaia belangeri chinensis (Chinese tree shrew), 1494 nucleotides long. Its product is annotated as transmembrane epididymal protein 1. Lineage: Eukaryota; Metazoa; Chordata; Mammalia; Scandentia; Tupaiidae. The record is from RefSeq and is a predicted model, not a curated record. The transcript has a single exon. The coding region runs from base 85 to 990 and encodes 301 amino acids.
AGCCCAGGCCUUGAAGGAGCCCCGGAAGGUGAGGCUGUGCCUGAGUUUUGGGCCUCUCUCUUUGUCAGACAGAUCUGUAGCUCAAUGGGAACCUUCAUAGGUCAUGUGUAUCCAGGGCUGUUUUUGGUCUUAUAUGGACUCUAUCAGGCAAUAGUGGUCUCCAAAGCUGUGAUACUCAAUGACUCUCUCCUGCAUCCUUCAUGUCCUCUCAGGAGUAAGGGAAGAUGGGCCAGUCUGUGGAAAAUAUCCUAUGGAGGUUUGUUGAAGAUGGUGGCUGGUUCCCUCUUGAUAGCUUAUGAGGUCAGUUGCAUUAAAGGAGGGCUGAUACUGAUGAACAGGGAGCUGCCACCAAGGUUUAUGUACCCCAAAGAGUGGCAGCACCUUACCAUGUUCACCCUCCUCACUCUCAACGGCUGUAUAGACUUCCUGAGCAAGAACAUACUACCUCAGAGAUGUGUGGCCCUAGAAAAAUGUACUCUGGUCCUUUCCUUCUAUGAGCUUCUGCUGCUAUUCGUGUCCCAUGUGAAGGACUCGGCUGGGGUAGAGCUGCAAGUUCACUCCCUGCUCAUCUUGGUGGUGUUCCUACUGACACUGGUGCUCACCGCAGAGCUGUGGGCUCCCAACAUGUUUCACCUCUGGCUGAUUGAGACCUUUCUGUUUCUGAUGAUGGGCUCUUGGCUGAUGCAAGCAGGCUUCAUUCUAUACAGACCAAUCUCCAGCUAUCCAUGGCAGGAUGACGACAUCAGUGACAUCAUGUUCGUCACUACUUUCUUCUGUUGGCAUUUGAUGAUCAACGCUUCAUGCCUGUUGGGCAUCUAUGGUGUCUGUUCCUUUUGGCAUCGUUAUUACAGUCCCAGCUUGAAGCUGAAGGCAUCCGAAGAAGCUCCCUAUCACGCGAGCCCUCCAGGGCCCCUCUACAAGUUACUGCAAGAAGUGGAGCAGUCAGAGAAUGAUGACCAGGCUCUUCUCCUUUCCAAGAGCUCACCCUGAGAUAGGGUCUAGAAAGCCUGGGACAUGGUCCACCCCAACCUCCUCCUGUGCAUCCUCUCAGCCAUGUGUAUGUGCCCUCUUUGGUCCCCAGUGAAGGUAAUGGCCCUAAAGGACUGUGGGUGUUCCCCACCAUUGCUUCUGUCCCUGGGCCUCUAAUCCUGGAGGGGAUGAAGAGGGACUUACGAAAGGGAUGCUGAUGAGGUUUAGGGAAGGGGGUGGGGAAGAGGACCAGGGCAAGAAAUCAGUGUGCAAAGAAAGGUGUUGGGGUGAGACGAUACAGGAGAAGGGAAGCAGAGUCUCCAGCGAUGCUGGCACAGCUGCUUCCCUGCGCACAAUAAAGUCUCACAGUUCAAAACAACUCAUUCAAGUUCCGUCCUGAUAAAGUGGGUACUUUCAUGUGUGCACUAAGUGUCACUGCCAUGCAGAAGUAGUGAAAUAGAACUUAUAAUUUACACAGGUUGAAAUUAUGCUUGUCUCCUCCACCUCACCUUGACUUUGAAGGUU